AUGGCUGUGAGCCACGCCGCUGGUGAUAAGAGUGGCAACAAGAUGCUGUAUCAAUUUUACUUUGGCAGUAUAUCUUCGUUCAGCACGUACCCUGUUCUCACCCUGGUGACAGACUUCGCCGAGUGUCAUGAUGAUUUUGGUCUUAAGCCACCCGAUGGAAUUCUAAGGGAGCACACAUUUACCUGGUUGGCUUUCGCGCAAUACAUACACGUGACCACCACUCUGCCACAUCACAGCAAGGCUCCACGAGUAGUCCUCGUACAUAAACAGUUCGUCUUGGGCACGGCAAACGACCUUCUCCACCUACCCAAGAACUAUAAACUUGGCAACAUUGUAUUCGGAGACUACGAGAGAGAUGAAGAAGAUUGUUCACUGACGAUAUCUCAACUAAAGUUGGGAGUAACAUGUGGCCGCGCAUACAUCGAAAUGCCUAUCGCGGACAUUAUACCACAUCCUGAAUUUACCAGAUUCGGCGUUGGGAACAGUCUCGCUCUCGUGAAACUCCUUCGGCCGAUAAAAUCUCACUACAUGGUACCCGUCUGCCUGCCUACGAUAUCUGAACGUGACAGGAAAAAACACCAAAAAGUUGUUUACCUCAUCGACUAUAUUAGCACUGUUCCCAGAGACUUCGAAUCUGAGAAAAUGGCUAAAAUGAGUAUAAAGCUGUACACACACAAGGAGUGCAGACGCCAUCGCAUGCGAUCGAGAUUGGGCAGCGAGGGUGUGACGCACGUAUUAUGCACGUCGGGGUGCGGGGUGCGGCCUGGAGCGCCUAUCAUCAGUCACGCAGCCGCCGGAGCCUUCGAGUUGAUAGGACUAGCCGCGGGCGGAGCGCCCUGCUCCCGCCGCUCUAUGCGCCGGCGCCUCAACGUCGACCCUCCCGUCUUCAUCGACAUCUACCCCUACUUCGCUUGGGUCAUCAAUGUUAUUACAGCUCACAUAUUGCCGAAUCCCUACCCUCAUACUUUCAUACUUACAGACGCUGACCCUGGUGAGAAUGGCCUGAAAAUGUUAAGAAGAAGAGAGAAGCAUGGAUGGCGCGCACGCACGUAUGUUUCAGGGAAUGCAUGCUUCCGGAGGAAGCAGAAGAAAUAUAUCAUAUUCUACGACGAAAAGUUUCAAGUAAAUGCCGAUCCUCCUGCGAAAAUAAACGUUUUCAUUAGGAUCUUUGCUGGACUGGACACGCAGAUCAAGUGUGUGCGAGUAACUCUGCCCAACCGGCAGGUGUCGCCGGUCAUUAAUGGCGCAGGAGGAUACGAAAUCAACAUAAGAUUCAACACCGAAUGGUUCCCCUACAGUUUCUAUUUCGCCGUCGGACUACAAGGUGUUAACGCAUCAGUAGACUUAACAGCGCAUUGGCAAAUGCAAAAGUGGGAGAAAAAAUACGGUGGUUAA
This is a messenger RNA of Pectinophora gossypiella (pink bollworm), 1395 nucleotides long. RefSeq lists its product as uncharacterized. NCBI's taxonomy places the organism in Eukaryota, Metazoa, Arthropoda, Insecta, Lepidoptera, Gelechiidae. The transcript is spliced from 11 exons. Bases 1 to 1395 code for a protein of 464 amino acids. Gene Ontology annotation, molecular function: serine-type endopeptidase activity. The record is from RefSeq and is a predicted model, not a curated record. Gene Ontology annotation, biological process: proteolysis.